AUGAUCCAGGGUCUCUUCGACAUCGGUGGACGGCAGGAGACGGAGCGACCAACUGCUCGCGGGCGACAUAUCCACAGGCGCAGGAAACAGUUGAGAGUCGACCGCACCACGCCCCGCGGCGGGAAUCCCAACAUGCACCAGUUACAUUCCGAGGCCGCGCUCGUGCAUGUUCGCUUGUUUUUCUCCCCCUUCUCCUCGGUGUUUUUUAUGAAGCGAAACUUCUUUUUGCUCAAGGGGGCUGCAAUUUCCGAUCGCACGAGGGGAGUAUUCAGGCACGCGGUGGGGGAACCGGAAGAGAUCAGGCCUGCAGUGGGGAAGUUGUUACCGCAGUCGCUACCGGAGUCGCUACCGGAGUCGCUACCGGAGUCGCUAUCGGAGUCGCUACCGGAGUCGCUACCGGAGUCUCUACCGCAGUCUCUACCGGAGUCUCUACCGCAGUCUCUACCGGAGUCUCUACCGCAGUCUCUACCGGAGUCUCUACCGGAGUCUCUACCGGAGUCUCUACCGGAGUCUCUACCGGAGUCUCUACCGGAGUCGCUACCGGAGUCGCUACCGGAGUCGCUACCGGAGUCUCUACCGGAGUCGCUACCGGAGUCGCUACCGGAGUCGUUACCGGAGUCGCUACCGGAGUCGUUACCGGAGUCGCUACCGGAGUCGCUACCGGAGUCGCUACCGGAGUCUCUACCGGAGUCGCUACCGGAGUCGCUACCGGAGUCUCUACCGGAGUCUCUACCGGAGUCUCUACCGGAGUCUCUACCGGAGUCUCUACCGGAGUCUCUACCGGAGUCUCUACCGGAGUCUCUACCGGAGUCUCUACCGGAGUCUCUACCGGAGUCGCUACCGGAGUCGCUACCGGAGUCUCUACCGGAGUCGCUACCGGAGUCGCUACCGGAGUCUCUACCGGAGUCUCUACCGGAGUCUCUACCGGAGUCUCUACCGGAGUCUCUACCGGAGUCGCUACCGGAGUCGUUACCGGAGUCUCUACCGCAGUCGCUACCGGAGUCGUUACCGGAGUCGCUACCGGAGUCGUUACCGGAGUCGCUACCGGAGUCGCUACCGGAGUCGCUACCGGAGUCGCUACCGGAGUCGCUACCGGAGUCUCUACCGCAGUCGCUACCGGAGUCUCUACCGGAGUCUCUACCGGAGUCUCUACCGGAGUCGCUACCGGAGUCGCUACCGGAGUCGCUACCGGAGUCGCUACCGGAGUCGCUACCGGAGUCGCUACCGGAGUCGCUACCGGAGUCGCUACCGGAGUCGCUACCGGAGUCGUUACCGGAGUCGUUACCGGAGUCGUUACCGGAGUCGCUACCGGAGUCGUUACCGGAGUCGCUACCGGAGUCGUUACCGGAGUCGCUACCGGAGUCGCUACCGGAGUCGCUACCGGAGUCGCUACCGGAGUCGCUACCGGAGUCGCUACCGGAGUCGCUACCGGAGUCGCUACCGGAGUCGCUACCGGAGUCGCUACCGGAGUCGCUACCGGAGUCGCUACCGGAGUCGCUACCGGAGUCGCUACCGGAGUCGAUUUAA
Messenger RNA from Bacillus rossius redtenbacheri, 1527 nucleotides. RefSeq names its product titin-like. Bases 1 to 1527 code for a protein of 508 amino acids. The record is from RefSeq and is a predicted model, not a curated record. NCBI's taxonomy places the organism in Eukaryota, Metazoa, Arthropoda, Insecta, Phasmatodea, Bacillidae. The transcript has 4 exons.